Drepanopeziza brunnea f. sp. 'multigermtubi' MB_m1 is the source of this 549-nucleotide messenger RNA. NCBI's taxonomy places the organism in Eukaryota, Fungi, Ascomycota, Leotiomycetes, Helotiales, Drepanopezizaceae. The record is from RefSeq and is a predicted model, not a curated record.
AUGACUGACUGUAUGGUACCGGUAUGGCAAUCGAAGCUUGGAUUUUCGUCUAGAAAACAGAAUAAACUUUUCAUCAACGCGGAUGACAAGAGAGACAGCAGAUCCAAAUUGGAGGGACAAUCCCAAGAUAUCAUCGCCACAAGCGAACCGCUGUCCAGGAGACUCCUGCUGGCAUCGCCGUCUAGUAGUGACGUGUUCUUUCUACCGACACGACUUCCGAGAAGCUAUCUACCUGGUUGUUGCCUGGGCACUUUUGGAGGAGAAUGGCUCCUCGAUUACAACGACCGACGCCUCUCCGGCAGAGGUAAGAUACUUCGCAUUGGGAACAUAGAGCUGAUAACCCCCCUCCUCGCCCUGCCACCCGCCGAAAUCCGAGUGCCUCUCCGCCCUAGAACCAAACACCAGCGUGACCAUCAAGCCCGACAUGGCCACGCCCAUACUCAGCCCGGCAAAGACCAUGUAGGCGGCGUACUUCCCCCACCACCUCGUGUAGCGGCGCUUGAGAUGAGAUGCAAAUGGAAGAGCCACGCGACGAAGAUCCCAGCGUAG